GGAGAGAGCCAUAUACUCCAAGGGAGAGGUGAAGAGAGAAGCUGGCCGCAGGAUUCGUUUUCAAGUAGAUAGGGUUACUUGUUUGAUCCAUAACUUGAGCUUCACUCAUCCAAAUAAGGCGUAUGAUAUACCAAAAGAAAUCUAUCAAGACGAGGAAUCCGUGAAGGUCUGGUUUGCAGAAAUCGUAGUAGUGGAAGGCUUCCAAAUCGUCCGAGCAAAACACAACCUCGCAGGAGAGGAUUUAAUCUUCUAAAGAAACGAGUUAGCCGGAAAACACCCAUUCUAGGGGCUGUUUUCGUAUCAACGAUUAGGGGUUGAACUAGCACUUUGAGGGGGCUGUUUAACACUCAUUUCUAAGCAAGGAAUCAGUUCUCAAGCUCCCUUGGCCGAGGCUUUGGUCAUUGGAUCGAGAAGGAAAGUUUUAAAGCUCAUUUGAGAGUGCUGACCCCUUCGGGGGCGUCCCACUACCAUUUUUCAGGUUGAGGCUAGAGCUUGCUUCCUGUGCUCGUUGCUCGAGAGAUCAUCUAGGAGGGAAGACUUGGUUCAUGCUCCCUCCAUUCUGUUUUUAAACAUUAAUAAACAUGCUCAUGAAUAUUUUACUAUAGAGCAUGCGUGCUCAUGUUAGCCACGUGUGGCAUUUGUGUUCAAACUAUGUUUUCCGCUACGUAUUCGAUUGCUUGUUAUGUUGUUUAUGGAUGGCUUACGUGUGAAUGAUAUUCGAGACGCCUUGUAUAAUAUGAAUGUGUUGGACUGCGGUUGACUAUUCGUAUUGUACGGCGGGUUGUUGACGUGUCCGGGGAGGUCCGGGGCGUGACAAUUUAAUUGGUAUCAGAGCCUUAGUCCAUAAACUUCAUAAUGAAGUCUCAAAAUUCUCUUUUUGAAAACCAUGAGCAUAGAAGUUUUGUACUUGGAGAGCUUUUGGUACUUGGGUUGCAAGGUCUCUAAUUGUUAAGAUGGUACCCUUAGCAAUUGGUAUGGCGGUGACUCGAGCCAAAAUGUGUCUUCAGUACCUAUCCGUCAAUUGACAUUUGAUACGAGUCUAACGACUCUUUCCAAAUUUCUUUCAGAAAUGGACCGUGGUGGCAGGAUUACUAGGAGAAACCCGACUGGCCGUGUACCAGUGGAGACUGGACAGGGCAGUCGAAGGACCUCUAGGGCAUCUAGAGGAGCUGGCCGUGGAGGCCGAUCACAGACCGUGAGUGACGGUCAUGUCGACACAGAAAGUGAAACCUACUGGUCCUAUGAGGACUCGACCUAUCGACCGGAAACUGAACCGGUUGAGACCCCUUAUGAGGGGGAUGAUGAUGAUGUAAGCGAUGAGGUGGAAAAUGGAUCCUUAGCACGGAUUGAAGCACUACUCCUACAGUACCACCGUGAGCGUGAGGAGAGGAGAGAACGCCGAAGGCGCCGAGCCGGGCAACCUUCGGGCGGGGCUUCAAGCGGGAGAAGCCAUGGCGACUCUAGGGCCCACAUUGAGCCACAUGGGGGCCGGGGUGAUGGAGGUCCAAUCAUAAGGAUCUCCAAGUACAUCAAAGAGGCACGAGACUUGGGGUGCAAACCGUUCGAUGGAACGGGUGACAUCUCCAUUUCGGCGCAAUGGAUUAAGAGGCUGAAUGAGGCGGCCCUGGACAUGCAACUCACCCCCGAAUAUAAACUAAGGGUUGCGGUGAGAUUACUUGAAGGUAUGGCAUCCAAGUGGUGGGAUGGGACCAAAAGCAAAUAUGGUGAGACCGUCACUUGGGAGAAUUUCCGGGAGGAAUUCUUUGCACAAUAUUACUCGGAUUUCGAGGUGAACAAAAAGGUGAGGGAAUACACCCUUCUAACCCAAGGGGGUAACAUGACGGUGAGGGAACUUGAGUACAAGUUCAGGGAUCUUGCCGACUACAUACCUGAGUAUGCUUGUGAUGAGAACCGGAUGGUGAACCACUUCUGGGAUGCUCUAGACUUGGAGAUACGUGACAGGGCAACACAAUUGCCUAACAUGAUGUUUGCUCAAGUGGUUGACCAAGGAUUGAAAGGGGAGAAGCAAUGGGAAGAAAGGAAGAAGAGAGACGCCGAGGAGGCGAAAAAGAGAAGGUGGGAGAGUCAUGGCUCCCAAGGUUCCAACAAAAAGGGGAACCACGGAGGAGGAUCUUUCCGGGCACCACCACCACCAUCUAGGGGGAACCAAGGCCCGAGUGGGCAAGGCUCGAGAUCACAAGCCUCAGUGGCAACUCGUUGCAACAAUUGCAAGAAGAACCACUCCGGUAAGUGUCGCGACCCCCCUAGAUGUUUCCAAUGCGGGGAUACCGGGCAUUUGAAGGCGCAUUGCCCACAAAUGGGUGGGGCAAGGUCAUCGGGACCAAGUAGCGGGGCCACGGGGACGAGAAACCAAGCCCGGGGUUCCCAAUCAACUAGGGGGCAUGGAGGAGCAAGCGCGAGCAACGCGCCAUCGGUGAAUCAAGAAAGGACUCAAGCUAGAGUCUAUGCGAUGACGGAGGCGGAUGCUCAAGCUAACCCGGAUUCCGUUGCAGGUAUUACCUGUUGUAUACUUAUGUUUUACCCUUGAUUAGUCCAUAAAUUGAGGUUGCUAGUCGUUGGGAUCAUUGCACGAAGCUUUGGGGUCAAACGGAGCGAAAUCGGGCGAAAGACGGCUGAUUUCCGCCAACGCACACCAGGCUGGACCAUACGCACGGCCGUGCGUUGGUCCGUGCGUUGGUGGCAGUAGCAACCAGGAAGAAAUUGCUAUACGCACGGCCGUGCGUUAUCCGUGCGUUGGUCCGUGCGUUGGUGGCAGUAGCAACCGG
Cuscuta epithymum is the source of this 2786-nucleotide messenger RNA. Lineage: Eukaryota; Viridiplantae; Streptophyta; Magnoliopsida; Solanales; Convolvulaceae. The record is from the annotation of a GenBank genome assembly.